AAUGCAGCUGAACUCAUUAACCAAGCUCUACAACAAUCCAGGCCUAACGUGGCCGUAGCUGAAGGAUCAGCUCACCUUUCAGUACGUCAACCGCACCAUGUAGCUUCUUCAAUCUACCUCUACCUCUUCAGGUUGACCCACUUCAAAAUGAAUUGGAGAGGAUACGUAAAGAAGUGGAACAAACUACUACACUUCAUGAUAGCACGAAGCUGCGGUUUCAAUCUGAAUGUGAAAAGGAAAUAGAGGAAAUGAUUGCUCAAAUUCGUAGCAAAUAUGAAGCAAAACAUAGAGAUGCUGAGACAGCAUUUCUGUUGAAAAAGACUGAACUGGAUACAAACCAGAAGAAGGUUCUUAUGAACAAGAUAUUAGCUGAAGCUUUUCGCUCUAAAUGCUUGGAUCUUAAGCCUUCUGCGGUUUUAUCGAUGCAGCAAGGUGCUCCUGUCAGUUUCAUUCAGCGGGUGAAUCAGUUAUCCUUGCAGCCUACAGGGAGACAUCCCUCUGUUGCUACCUUGUCUCCUGCUGGCCUACCUUCUGUGAGUCAACAGACUGCAAUGCCACCUGUACAAUCUCUUCAUCGUUCUUCAGGACUUUUUCCAAGUGUUCCUGCAAGACCUCCCCAAAUCAGUGCCAUUACCCCUUCUACUGGUGGUGUUCGAGUUAGUGGAGAGAAGUGCGCCAGCCCCACAUCUUCAACCUUUCAGACUACCUGGUUGCACGUCUGCAGCUGCUAGUAGCUCGUGCAUUCCCGGCAAUAUUCCCAAUCAACAGGUGCCAAUCAACUUGCCUGCAAGAUCUGUGUCACUUCCCCUGUUCCAAAUCAACAACCACUGCCAUUGCCUUCACAAUUCUUGCUGCAACAAAACCCCUUACCCCCAACCCAACCAACAGCUGCACUGCAACCGAGCAGGAUCAGUCAAGCUGUUUCUAGUAGUAGGCCUUCUCAACCUGAAAGUGGAGUUCAUCCAGGUUGUCAUAACCCCAGUCAAUCUGCGGUGGAGUUGCUCAUGGAUAUUGAUAAUCAAGCUGGU
Molecule: messenger RNA, 1028 nt
Organism: Coffea arabica (coffee)
Lineage: Eukaryota; Viridiplantae; Streptophyta; Magnoliopsida; Gentianales; Rubiaceae
Source: RefSeq, a predicted model, not a curated record